AUGAACCAGAGCCCUUUUGACCUUCCAGACGAUGAAGAAGAAGGGGAGAUAGGGGAGACCACUCCAGAAGAGUCUACUCUAAUGGACAAACCACCUCUCAGGGAAAUGCCCCCAGUAGAGACAGUCAAUGAUGAUGACAACAACAUUGCCAGCCAUAAAAAUGACGAACCUGAGAAAGGAUCAUCUAGCACUGAGGAACCAUUCAUCUUCAACAAACAACAAAUGAGGACUGACAAUCCCACCGAAUCAGGACUACCUCCUGAACAGAUGAUCGAAAUGACAUUUCUCAUGCUGCCUGCAGAAGAUGACACUCGAGUAAGAGCCAAGAUCCUUUUGAAAGAGUCAACCACCACAAGGAGAAGGUUCAGCAAAAUCCCAAUAUGA
Seminavis robusta is the source of this 384-nucleotide messenger RNA. The record is from the annotation of a GenBank genome assembly. Lineage: Eukaryota; Bacillariophyta; Bacillariophyceae; Naviculales; Naviculaceae.